UGCCGAAUAGGAUGCCCGAUAAGUGCCCAAAAAGCGUUGCAAUAUGGCCGUGAGUGGAGGGACUUGCCUAAAAGGACUUUGAUAUUACAUCUAUACUCAAGCUGUGAUUGUUAUAGCUGAUGAUGCACCGGAAAAUUUUUGACACAGUGCAACUAAUAGCAGCAGACAACUAGCAACUUUGUUAGCAAAACCACCGCUAUUUAGCUAAAUCCCAUUCAAUCUCAAUGGAGUAAUGGCAGCUAACAGUUUACUGGAAAAAACGAUGUGUUCUUAACAAAAUAGAUAUUAGUUGUUUUUUUUAAGCAUUUGAUGAAGUAAAAUGUCCAUUUUGGGUUUCAACAUAAACACUUAGCGGAGUAAAAACAUAUACAAAGCUUCUCUUUUCCCCUCACUUCUCUAUCGUGACCUUGGUCUUUAUUGACAAUUUCAGAAGCUCACUGAUGGUUGGUCAUGUGAUUCAUUGCUAGCAUUCUGAUUGGAUGGUCUCUUUGCCCAUAAGUAUCCAAAUCGUUCAGAUAGAAAUUACGUAAUUACGUUGCCCAAUCUGUGUCGCUCAGCAACAGCCCAUAUUGUUGUCCCAUGAUUAAUCAUAGAUAGAAAAAAUUUCAAUAAUAAACAGAAUAAAUUGAAACGAUCUAAAAAUUACCCAUGUUACAGAUAAUGUACAUGUUAACAUGUGUAGGGGUGUGUGUAUGUAUGUGUGUGUGUGUCUGACACUUAGUUCCAAAUAUCAGGCCUAUUGGGUUUUUUUUUUUGGGGGGGUGGGUCCAUGCUCAGUGUCUCUCUCAGCCAAGGGGUCCUUGGGCUGAAAAAGGUUAAAGACCCCUGGCCUAAAUCAUGUAAAUCAUGUCAAUGGCUACAUGACCCCAAAGCUGCGAUGUCAUGGACUACUGCCAGGUAGCCUGUGCCAGAGAGGGUUAAAGCGGAGCUAGUAAUCAAGGAUCUUUGCCUGUGCAUUCUAAAAUGUUUUCAUAGCACAUUGGGUAGGCUAAUCAUUGGAUUUAGGUCAUUGCUAUGCAUCUGCUAAAAUGUAUUGUCAUGUCAGUUAUCUCGCCAAUACAACAUACAAAUAAUGCCCCAUAGGCAGUGCUCAAUCCGAGGGGCGGGAUAAACGAUUGUCUUCUUUGACACGCAAUAGGAUAGCGUUACAACCAAUCAGAGCAACGAAGAUGGUGACGUAGUCAGAGCGACGGAAAAGAGUGUUCCCGCAUUGUGCGUUGUUGUGAAAAAGUCUGAUGGAGAGAUUCGUGUAAGCCAACAAAUCAUAUAGGCUACAGUCUGUCUAUGCGGUUAUGAUAAUGGAGCACAACGACUAUUGCCGUUUUUGCGAAAAGAACUUGAGAAUUGAUGGCGUGCUUGUAAAUUCAUCAAACAUCUUCGAAAAACAGAGGAAACCCCAAAGCAUUGCCGAGAGACUACGGUAUAUUGGAGUGGCGGUAGUUAAAACACCAGGAAAGUCAAAAAGAACUUGUCAGCGGUGUCUCACCAUUUUAUCGAGACUUGAACGUGACUUGCCGGUGUACUGGAGAUGGGUGGAGGAUGAAAAGAACGAGGAAGCCUCCGCAGUAGAAACCAUGCAAGGUCAUUCUGAUAAACGAGACCGUGAGCCUACUCCGUCGAAGACACCCAGGGCCUUGAAAAAGUUCUGCCAUAACCCUGUUAGUCUUGGAAGAGGUAAUAUUCGACGCAGCAUCACCAAGCGUUUCAACAAUGGGACACCUACAGCAGAUCAUCACAGCCCUGUCAGUUGUGUUCAAAUACCUGCCCAAACAAAGGGAGAUCUACAAGACUGUCAAAAGCCCCCAGAAAAACGCAAAAUGUCUGAUGCUGAAUUUCUCAUGGAGUGUGUAGAGGAGGAAUUGGAACCAUGGCAACAGAUACACACGAACGAAAAGCCUGGAGGGGUUGGGUCUUUGAAGAGGAUCAGAACUGCAAAGCGAGUUACUAGAAAGCCUGCAGUGGUGACUCGUGUCCUUGCUCCUGCCCCUGCCCCAGCCCCUGCUCCUGCCUCCGCCCCUGCCCCUGCCCCUGUCCCUGCCUCUGCCCCAGCCCCUGCUCCUGCUCCAGUGUCAUCCACUCACGUGGUGCUAUCAGGCCAGGCUUUAUCUGGCAACACAGGCAGCAGCAAAGACACGACGGUGCCCCUGCUCACCAACACACGUGAGUACCUGUGGCACUUUUCAGGUCUGCUGAGACAUACCCUUACUUUACUAGUGUGCACAGUGUGUCAUGUUUACUUUGGACAACAGCAGUCCUGACAAAGAUAUGAAUGUCCCUUUUCCAAAUGUCAAGGUGUACACCUAUAGCCUCUAUAGCUUUAGCUCUAACUGGCAGAAUGAGGCACAUAACCUAUAUGACCUUUAGUUUCCUAAAUUUCCAUUGGGAUUAAUAAAGUACCUACCUACACACUUUCACCUACCUAACUAACUACCAACCAACCUACCUAUCCGUUUCCAAAAAGUUGGGACGCUGUGUAAAAUGUAAAAAAAUAAAAUAUAUAAUAAUCUGCAAAUCUUGUAAACCCAUAUUUAGUUACAAAGGACAAAGACAACAUAUUAAAUGUUGAAACUGACAAAUUUGACUAUUUCAUGGAAAAUAUAAGCUCAUUUUGAGUU
Alosa sapidissima (American shad) is the source of this 2615-nucleotide messenger RNA. RefSeq names its product ensconsin-like. The transcript has 4 exons. The record is from RefSeq and is a predicted model, not a curated record. Bases 1293 to 2258 code for a protein of 321 amino acids. Lineage: Eukaryota; Metazoa; Chordata; Actinopteri; Clupeiformes; Clupeidae.